CAACUUUAUUAUGAUUGUAUGUUAUUUAGUCGAAUCGGUUUUGCUUUAUGCUGUUAUUAAUAUUAACUACUAUUAACCAGAUAAGUUUUCUCAUUGCGUCGCCUUUGCACUUCACGUGCUAAUCACGUGAUUCAGUAGAAGUCGGCAAGUCAAGAUCUGAUAAAUUGUAUUGGUCCUCACAUUUUAUUCUAUAUUCUUUUUCUAUUUUUUUUUAAUUUUGCGCGGUAAUGGAUUCUUUUGUCGCGGCCACGGGAGGAGGACCACCGAUUUUCCGGCGGGAUCCGGAUUCAAGCGCCUUCAAGUUAUAACGCAGGAAGCAGUUUGUCUCUCUACUGAGAAACUGCAAAGACAUCCGUCAAGUCUCGUUGGUCCACGCAAGGAUCAUUCGGACCUUCCUUGAACGCCACGAUGCUUUCCUUGUCUUCGAGCUUAUUCGUGUCUGUUCUAGACUCGGUUCUGUGGAUUAUGCUUGCAAGGUCUUCGAUUACGUCUAUAACCCUAAUGUUUACCUUUACACCGCCAUGAUCGACGGCUUGAUGUCGUGUGGUCGUUGCGCCGAUGGAGUUUCCUUGUACUAUCGGUUGAUGAGCGGUUAGGUGUUGCCCGAUAACUACGUGAUCACAUCGGUUCUGAAAGCUUGUGGUUUGAAGGAAUGCAAAGAGAUUCAUGGCCAGGUUUUGAAGCUUGGGUUUGGGUCCGACAGAUCGGUAAGGAUGAAACUGAUGGAGGUCUAUGGGAAAUCCGGGCAUUUGGAAAGCGCAAGGAAGUUGUUCGAUCAAAUUCCUGAGAGAGAUGAGGUCGCGACGACAGUGAUGAUGAACUGUUAUUCUGAACACGGUUCUGUAAAGGAAGCAGAAGGGCUGUUUGAAAGUGUUAGGACUAAAGACACGGUAUGUUGGACCGCCAUGAUUGACGGAUUGGUCAGAAACGGAGAGAUGAACAAGGCGUUGGAGCUUUUCAGGAAAAUGCAGAAGGAAAGUGUUCGGCCCAACGAAGUCACUGUUGUCUGCGUCUUAUCUGCGUGCUCGGAUUUGGGAGCUUUGGAGCUCGGGCAAUGGGUUCACUCAUUUGUCACGAACCAAAAUAUGGAGCUUAGUGGUUUCGUGGGUAAUGCUUUGAUCAAUAUGUACUCUAGGUGUGGCGAAAUCUCCGAGGCAAAGCGGUACAGGGAUAUGAGAGAAAAGGACGUUGUUUCGUAUAACAUGAUGAUCUCUGGGUUUGCAAUGCAUGGAAUGAGCACUGAAGCCAUUCAGACAUUCCGUGAAAUGGUGAACAGAGGGAUUCUUAGGCCAAAUCAGGUGACUUUUGUUUCUGUUUUGAACGCUUGUAGCCAUGGAGGCUUAUUGGAACUAGGGUUUGAGAUUUUCAAUUCUAUGAGUAGGGUUUUCGGGGUUGAACCACAGAUCGAGCAUUAUGGGUGUAUGGUUGACCUUCUUGGUCGUGUCGGGCGAGUAGAGGAAGCAUAUGGCUUUGUGGAAAAUAUGCCAAUUGAAGCAGAUCAUAUCAUGCUAGGAGCUUUGCUGAGUGCUUGUAAGAUCCAUGAAAACAUUCAUUUGGGACAGAAAGUGGCACAGAGAUUGCUUGAGUUUGAGAAUUCUGAUUCAGCAACAUACGUUCUCUUGUCGAAUAUCUAUGCAUCGACCGGGAAAUGGAAAGAAAGUGCUGAAAUUAGGGCAAGGAUGAAAAAUUUGGGGAUUCAGAAGGAGCCCGGUUGCAGCACCAUCCAAGUGAACAAUGAGUUCCAUGAAUUCCUUCUGGGCGAUAUAACUCACCCUGAAAAAGAAGCAAUCUAUCAGAGAUUACAAGAACUUAAUCAAAUGUUGCGGCUUCAAGGGUACGACGGACCAGGGAGCUACGAUGUUCUGCAAGAUGGAAAUGAUUCGUAGGAAGACAUAUAAUAUACAGUUGCUCAGCACGACAUGAAAGAUUAUGAACGAUGGGACUCCGAACAAUAUGAGUUUCAUCAGACCAAAUCAGAGACGAACUCACAACAGUUCCAUCCUUCAAAACUUUCCCUGAAAUCGUCACAACAAACGAUUUCUUCUCCCCCAAGAAACCAAAGCUCAGAACUCUCGGCUCAACAUCGAUCAUAGUCUCCGAUUGAGGAGGAAUUAUCCUCGCAUUAUACGUAGAGUUUGCGAAUCCAACGUUCGUCACAGCUCUUCUGAACGUUAUCCUGAAAGGAAUUAUGGCCGUGAAAAAGGCCGUCAUUGCUGAGUAGUUCAGAUCUUUGAAUUCUGUUCUGUUAGAAUUGGUUGGACAAAUGAUGUCCUGCCUGGAUGUCCUGAGAAACUUUGAGUUAUAGCCCUCACAUAGUGUAUUGAUGUAAUUUUCAGAGUGACUUUCAUCGAUCGCUCUCGCCGGGUUUAUGUCACCUGAAUCAUACACAAGUACAACACCCACAUCAAGACAAGAUUUGAUUGCAGAGGGAGACCAAGUAGGGUGAAAAGAUUUGACAUAAACAUGAGGGCAUGCCAUGGAGGUACCACUCAGCAAUGGAAGAAUAACCGGCCAAUAUCACAAAACCGGUGCGCUUAUAUCAGGCUUUGAAUCCAAAAAAUUCCGAAUGCAAUGCCAGAAAUGGUGGUGGCAAGAACACGGUGCACAUUCGUGUUUCGUGUCGGAUGGAAUUACCUUCAAAAGGUCCCGAAUCAGUCCCCGAGAGGAGAACGUAUACGCACCUGGGAUCACAAGAACUGUUAUCGAAUAUGAUGAGAUACACGAGAUUUGAUUGGAUCUUUUCACAUUUUUUAUCAGGGGUUCGGAGAAGUGCUUGGAGAUAGAGAUCAUGGAGGAACUCACCCAGAAUGAAACUCGGUACAUCUUCUUGAAACGUUCUUGCCAUACACGAUCAGGAAUUUGGUUCCGUUUAGGUUGAACGGGCUAAAUGAGAUUACAGUUUCGAACAAGUUGAACAACUAAUAUCAAAGGGAGAUAAUAGAAGAUAUCCAUGGGCCAAAGGUCUCUUACACCGUCAACGUCUUCUCGUUUCCGAGAAUGACUUUACCGACGAAACGACGGUCCAUGACGCUCACGGCUGUGGUUAUAAUCCACGAGGAAACAUUAGACACAGUUCCUUGAACUGGCCCUCCAUUUCCUGCAGAGCCAGUUGGGAUAAUCCCUUUCAACAUGACGUGGAAAGAACCAAUGAAAAAUCGAGUCGGUCAUGAAAUCGGAGACCAAGCUCGAGGAAAUCAAGAUGGAUAUAACAUUGACUCCAUCAGAGAUUGCAUCGUCAAAGGCUGCCAAGAUGUCUGCAUCAUUUCAGCUCGUGCCUUUUAUGGUGUUUCCCGGGGCAGUGGACGCGGUGUGGCCCUGACCGUCUCUUGCAGGCAAAGUUUUGAGUCUGAUGAGGCAUAGAAUCUAGCUCCAAUGAGUUUGCUGUGGUAAAGAGGAAGAUAACCAAAACCUUCCUUAUAUUAUAUGAUACAUAACAGAACUGAUUGCAGUAAAACUAUGGAAAAAAAAAACCCGAAUUUCGGAUACCCGAACCAAAUAUUAUAUGUGA
Molecule: messenger RNA, 3508 nt
Organism: Tarenaya hassleriana
Lineage: Eukaryota; Viridiplantae; Streptophyta; Magnoliopsida; Brassicales; Cleomaceae
Product: putative pentatricopeptide repeat-containing protein At5g59200, chloroplastic
Biological process (GO): RNA modification
Molecular function (GO): protein binding; RNA binding
Source: RefSeq, a predicted model, not a curated record